GCCUAUCUCAUCCUGAAAAUAAUUUUAAUUAAAACAAAAAGUAGUGAUUAACAGCUGGAAAUUACACGCCAAAACCCUCUAUAAAAGUCUGCUCCUAUCUCUUACGUUACCUUCUUUCCGUCCCGUAGUUUCAUCGUACGUAUUUUGCUGUUGAUCUCCUUACAUCGAUCGGUUAGCUUACGAUAAACCUGUUCACCGAUAGCUUCUUGUCUUAAAAUAAUUUUGAAAAAUUUAUUUUUAAAUAUAUGUGUAAUCUGUGUAUUUAGAUGUUAGGUGUAAUGAUCCGAUGAUUUUCAUGCGUCGUAUUCGAAUUCUUCACUCAUUCUCCGUUGUCUAUCUCUACUGGUUCUACGUUUUUUCAUAAAUUAGCCUCUCAAAAAGCCCAAAUUUUAAUUCUUGUUUGAAAACCCUAAUUUUGAUUUUCCCUAAAAAACCCAUUUAUUUGACCUAGUUUUUUAUAUUAAAAAAUUGACCCGACCCGACCCGGACGAGAUUAGUGCGAAAUAGAAUUUUGAAGUUAGGAUUGAAAUGGCAUCAGUACAGAAUCAAGUUAGUUCAGGCUCUGAUGGUGAUUUACGGUAUGCGGCUUUUGAUGAGAAGAAGAGGAAGAGGAUGAUUUCCAAUAGGGAAUCGGCAAGGAGGUCUCGUAUGAAGAAGCAGCAGCAUGUUGAUAAACUGAUUGCAGAAAUGAGCGAGUUGCAAAGCCAGAACAAGGUGGUUAUGCAGAAGAUUAAUGAAGCGACUGAUAGAUUUGUUGGUGUUUCGUCUGAGAAUAAUGUGUUGAGAGCUCAGCUUUCGGAGUUGACUGAUAGGCUGUACUCACUUAACUCGGUGCUGCAUAUGGUGGAGGAGGUGAGUGGGCUUGCUAUGGAUAUUCCUCAGUUGCCGGAUACUUUGAUGGAACCGUGGCAGCUUCCAUGUCCAGCACAACCAAUCACGACAUCUGCCAAUAUGUUCAACUUCUGAAUGAUGGUGCUGCUGCUGGAGGGAUUUGCUAUAUAGUUCUAUCGGUCAUGUUUAGUGAUAUUCUGUCUGGUAUUGCUAAUAAGUGGUUGCUAUAUGGUUAUAUUGGUCAUGUUUAAUGAUAUUCUGUCUAGUAUUGCUAAUAAGUAGUUAAAUGUUUAUGUUAUCCUAUGUUAGGAUGUUAUGCAUUUGGUUUGAUCAUGUAUCAAGGAGAUUGGGUUUCGACAUAUUUGAUGUUUUAGUUUCAU
Molecule: messenger RNA, 1211 nt
Organism: Daucus carota subsp. sativus
Lineage: Eukaryota; Viridiplantae; Streptophyta; Magnoliopsida; Apiales; Apiaceae
Product: bZIP transcription factor 53
Exons: 2
Coding region: 529-966 (145 amino acids)
Biological process (GO): positive regulation of DNA-templated transcription
Cellular component (GO): nucleus
Molecular function (GO): transcription cis-regulatory region binding; DNA-binding transcription factor activity
Source: RefSeq, a predicted model, not a curated record